Gadus morhua (Atlantic cod) is the source of this 5263-nucleotide messenger RNA. RefSeq names its product potassium sodium-activated channel subfamily T member 2b (gene kcnt2b). The record is from RefSeq and is a predicted model, not a curated record. Gene Ontology annotation, cellular component: plasma membrane. Gene Ontology annotation, biological process: potassium ion transmembrane transport. The transcript is spliced from 29 exons. Gene Ontology annotation, molecular function: outward rectifier potassium channel activity; intracellular sodium-activated potassium channel activity. The coding region runs from base 373 to 4038 and encodes 1221 amino acids. NCBI's taxonomy places the organism in Eukaryota, Metazoa, Chordata, Actinopteri, Gadiformes, Gadidae.
CUCCGGUCCGCUCAGUCGCUGCGUGAACGGGGAUGAGAGACCAGAGAAUGUUGAUGUUCAAAGAGAGACAACCAGUUGCACGCCAGCUGUCACACCAAAAGUCUACCCACGCAUUACGGCGGAGCGUACUCGACCUGUUGCCUCGGAGGGAAAAAGUAGGGUACAUCGACAGGAACCAAAAAUAACAUUCGUUUGGGGCUGUCAUGCAUUGUAGUAGCCUGGUAUUCACCUAGGCUACGGUCUCCAUAGCAGUGGAAGAUAGUUUUAUUUUAUUUUUUUUAAGGAAUUGCUUUAUAGUCUCGAGGUGCGGUUUUUGUGUUUCCCUUCAGGUUUUUUUUUUUAUUGCUCUUUCAACGCCGAAGAAAGGGGACAAUGGUUGAGCUGGAGAAGGAGGUGCUGCCGUUGCCGCCUCGGUACCGGUUCCGAGACCUGUUGCUUGGAGACUGGCAAUCCGACGAUAGGGUGCAGGUAGAGUUCUAUGUGAAUGAGAACACAUUCAAGGAGCGCCUCAAACUCUUCUUCAUCAAAAACCAAAGAUCCAGUCUGCGGGUGCGAAUGUUUAACUUCUCUCUGAAAGUGCUGAGCUGUCUGCUGUACAUUGUCAGAGUGCUGCUGGAUAACCCUCAGGAGGAGCAACGGGACUGUGUGGGCGGCGUUAACUGCACCAAGCAGAACACAACCUCCCGUCCCUGGAGCGAGUUUGACUGGAAGUUGAUCAUCUGGGUGGACAGACCUCUGCCCCUCUGGGCACUGCAGGUGCUGGUGGUGUUCAUCAGCUUCUCAGAGACCAUGCUGUUGGUGUAUCUCUGCUACAAGGGUAACAUUUGGGAGCAGGUGCUCCGAGUGGCCUUCAUCCUGGAGAUGAUCAGCGCCGUUCCCUUCAUGAUCACUGUGAUUGUGCCUUCCUUCAGGAACCUCUUCAUCCCCGUGUUUCUCAACUGUUGGCUGGCUAAACACGCCCUCGAGAACAUGAUAAAUGAUCUCCACAGGGCGAUCCAGCGGACGCACUCAGCCAUGUUCAACCAGGUGGUGAUUCUCAUCAGCACGCUGGUCUGCCUCAUGUUCACUUGUAUCUGUGGUAUACAGCACCUGGAGAGGGCGGGGAACAAGCUGACGCUGUUCGACUCCCUGUACUUCUGCGUGGUGACCUUCUCCACGGUGGGCUUCGGGGACGUCACACCCCAGAUAUGGCCCUCCCAGCUGCUGGUCGUCAUCAUGAUCUUCGUGGCGCUCAUCGUGCUUCCCAUCCAGUUCGAGCAGCUGGCCUUCCUGUGGAUGGAGCGGCAGAAGUCGGGGGGCAACUACAGCCGCUACCGCGCCCAGACGGAGAAGCACGUGGUGCUGUGCGUCAGCUGCCUCAAGAUCGACCUCCUCAUGGACUUCCUGAACGAGUUCUUCGCCCAUCCACGCCUCCAGGACUACUAUGUGGUGAUCCUGUGUCCAGCAGAGAUGGACGUCCAGGUACGGAGGGUGCUACAUGUGCCGCUGUGGGCCCAGAGAGUGAUCUACCUCCAGGGCUCGGCCCUCAAGGACCAGGACCUGAUGAGGGCCAAGAUGGACGAUGCCGAGGCCUGCUUCAUCCUCAGCAACCGUUUUGAGGUGGACCGCUUCGCUGCUGAUCACCAGACCAUCUUGCGAGCCUGGGCGGUGAAGGAUUUCGCCCCAAAUUGCCCGCUGUAUGUUCAGAUCCUGAAACCAGAGAACAAGUUCCACGUCAAAUUUGCAGACCAUGUGGUCUGUGAAGAGGAGUUUAAGUACGCCAUGCUGGCUCUGAACUGUGUGUGCCCCGCGACCUCCACGCUCAUCACCCUGCUCAUCCACUCCUCCAGAGGACAGGAGGGGCGGGGCUGCUCGGCCGACCAAUGGCAGCGCACCUACCGCCGCUGCUCGGCCAAUGAGGUGCACCACAUCCGCCUGGAGGAGAGCAAGUUCUUCGGGGAGUACCAAGGGAAGAGCUUCACCUUCGCCUCGUUCCACGCUCAUAAAAAGUACGGGGUGUGUCUGAUCGGCGUGCGACGGCUGGACACCACCAACAUCCUGCUGAACCCGGGCCCCUGCCACAUCAUGGGGACCUCGGACACCUGCUUCUACAUCAACAUCUCCAAGGAGGAGAACUCGGCCUUCGUCAGGGGCCAGAAGGAGCCCUCAAGGGGGGGUGGUCCGGGGGGCAACGGCAGGGGCGGCGUGCCCCCCACCAUCUACCACGGCCUGACCCGCCUGCCCGUCCACAGCAUCAUCGCCAGCAUGGGCACGGUGGCCAUCGACCUGCAGGACUCCAGCGACAGCAGCCCCGAGGGCCAGGAGGCGGGGCUUAUGGGUCUGCGGGGGGGGCGGGGCAACAGGCGGGGCUCCAGGGCCGAGGCGGGGGCCGUCAACACCCUGUCCCUGCCGGCCAUGGGGGACGCGGCCGAGGAGCGGCGGCACAGCAUCGCGCCCGUCCUGGAGCUGGUGGACGGGGUCGACCAGCCGACCUUUGACCUGCUGGGGGACCAGUCGGAGGACGAGGGCGAGGGGGAGGACAAGGAGGACAGCGACCGGGACGAGGAGCGGGCCAACUGGUGGGGGGGGCACUGCGAGUGGGUGAAGGGCUACCCGCUGAACUCUCCGUACAUCGGGAGUUCCCCUGCACUGUGCCACCUUCUGCAGGAGAAGAUGCCUUUCUGCUGCCUGCGCAUGGACAAGGCCUGCCACCACGUUCCCUUCGAGGACGCUCGCUCCUACGGCUUCAAGAACAAGCUGAUCAUCGUGUCGGCCGAGAGCGCGGGCAACGGCCUGUACAACUUCAUCGUACCUCUGAGGGCGUACUACCGGCCCCGCAAGGAGCUCAACCCCAUCGUGCUGCUGCUGGAGAGCGUACCCGAAGCUGACUUCCUGGAGGCUAUCUGCUGGUUCCCCAUGGUGUUCUACACUGUGGGCUCCAUCGACAAUUUGGACAGCUUGCUGCGCUGUGGGGUGACCUUCGCAGACACCAUGGUGGUGGUGGACAAGGAGAGCUCCAUGAUCGCCGAGGAGGACUACAUGGCCGACGCUAAGACCAUCGUCAACGUGCAGACCCUCUUCAGGCUGUUCCCAGCUCUGAGCAUCAUCACCGAGCUCACCCACCCAGCCAACAUGCGCUUCAUGCAGUUUAAAGUGAAGGACCACUACUCCCUGGCCCUGUCCAAGCUGGAGAAGAAGGAGAGAGAAAAGGGAUCCAACCUGGUGUUCAUGUUCCGGCUGCCCUUCGCAGCAGGGAAGGUUUUCAGCGUCAGCAUGCUGGACACUCUGCUCUACCAGUCUUUUGUGAAGGACUACAUGAUCUCCAUCACCAGACUGCUACUGGGCCUUGACUCCAUGCCUGGCUCAGGCUUCCUCUGUGCUAUGAAGAUCUCGGAGGACGACCUGUGGAUCCGCACGUACGGCCGGCUAUACCAGAAGCUGUGUUCGUCCACAGGGGACAUCCCCAUAGGGAUAUACCGCACAGAGGCACAGAAGCUCCCCGUCUCGGAGUCCCAGGUCUCCAUCACGGUGGAGGACUACGAGGACACGCGGGAGCCCCGAGAGCCCCUGCUGUCCCGGUCGGGCCCCCACCGCAAUUCCACCUCCUCGGAGCCCGUCUCCUCGGCCCACUCCUCGGACCACCCGCUCCUCCGGAGGAAGAGCAUGCAGUGGGCGCGCCGGCUGAGCAGGAAGGGGGGCCGGGGGCCCGGCGGGGCCAAGGGCGGGGGCCCCGGCAGCGCGGCCGAGCGGAUCAGCCAGCAGAGGCUCACCCUGUUCAGACGCUCCGAGAGGCAGGAGCUCAACGCCCUGGUGAGGACCCGCAUGAAGCACCUGGGCCUCUCGCCGACCGGCUUCAAUGGCAUGACGGACCAAGGGAACAGACUGUCCUACAUCCUCAUCAACCCCUCCCCUGACGCCAGGCUAGAGCUGCACGACGUGGUGUACCUGAUCAGACCGGACCCCCUGUCCCUCGUACCCAAUCAGGGGAACAGCAGGAAGUGCAACGCGGGGCGCAGCGACAGCCACAGGUUCGACACACACGACAGCACUCACCUGUGAGCGAGGAGGAGGAGAGCCGGCGAGAGAGCGAGAGAGGAAGACACAGAGAGAGAGAGAGAGAGAGAGAGAGCGAGAGAGAGAGAGAGAGAGAGAGAGAGACAUUCUCCUCGUUGUUCCUGGAGAACUCAGGAGGAGCUGCAUCUGCAUGGAACUUUUGGAUUUGUAUUUAUUUAUUUAUUAUCUCCAAACCAGGAUGCACCAGGAUAUUUAUUUUUCUUGGGGGUUCAUGCACUUUUUUUAUGUUCAAAGGGGAAAAGCUGGGACACAGAAGGGCUUCUCACUGAACAUGUAUUUAUUUACAUCCGUGCAAAUUUGCAUGUGUUGUACCGCAUCGUGGGCGUGGGUGGAGUCUGUGCGUCUGACAAGCAUGUUUGUGUGUGUGUGUGUGUGUGUGUGUGUGUGUGUGUGUGUGUGUGUGUGUGUGUGUGUGUGUGUGUGUGUGUGUGUGUGUGUGUGCGUCAGAGUGAAUGUCAAUGUGCGUGUGAGUUCCUUUAUAAAGGGAAGCUCAACACUGCCAAUCCUCUCUGGACAGCUAUCCCUACACGAAUGCUAUGUGGGGCAAAUGAGAGACGUAUUAUUUGUCUUUCUUGUUAAUGUUGUUAUAUGAUGUGUUUAAAAAAAUGUCCUUUACUGUGCAAAUCGUGUAGACCUAUUUGUUUUAUUUAUUUAGCCUUUUCUUCCUUGCGUUUUUACAUGCUGCCUCGAGCAGUAAAACCACUAAGGUUAAUCGAAUCACUCGAGACGGUUAGGCAUUUCAAAGAGUAGCAGUCAUAGCAACUGUCAAAACAUGGCCGCUAGCAGCUAGCAUAGUUAGCCAUCGUGAACACUGACCUUACCUGACCGACGCCGGUCAGCUCAAUAAAAAAAGCCUCUUUGAAUAAGAAGCAUAUUGAUCUUUGUUUGCCUGUUCCUCCAGAACCCCCCUAGUGUUUUGUGUGUACCUUCUCAAUGCCAGCUUAUCCUUAACUCACCAGCUAUCCUGUAGUCGCCCUGCAUGUUGGGGAGAAUGUACACACAUGUACGUGUGUAGACCUUAAAGGAGUCGCCGGCCUUUCUGGCGGGGUGUAGCGGAGGAAUGUCGCGGCCCUCAUGGGGUGGAGGUACCUGCAAAAACUGGCUUCCUUCCCUACCCCAACUCCCACCAGUACCAUUGCUGCUGCUGCUGUAUUUACGCCAUUUCCAAUGAGAUGAAAAUAUUGUACAUAUUAAAAAUCUACCGACACAG